UGCGCCCCGGAUUAAAGAGAUCAGCCGUGUGGGAGUUUUUUUUACUAAUAAUGGUAAUAACGUCAACUGCAAUAUUUGUAAAAAAAAUUUAAAGUUUGCUGGUAACACAUCAAAUAUGAACGAUCACCUACGACGAAGGCAUCCAUCAUCACAUAGUGUGGAGGAGACUUCUUCGGCGAUAGUCGAACGAGCACCUGCUGCAAGUGACUUAGAUAUGCCAAGCUGUUCUUCAACGCAAAGAGAUGUGAACUUAACAGUGGAAACUAUUGAAAGUGAGAUAAGUAGUACUUCUUUGGUACCUCCUGUGAACGUAGAAACUACAAGUUCUUCAACAAUACCCAGUAGAAAUGUUUCAGGUGGAGGACCAUUAAAAAGAAGGGCAAUGCAAGCAAAAUUAUUUGUUACAAGCACGCGAUCUGAGCUUUCGGAAACUGAAAAGAGAAGUAUAGAUGAGUCUCUUAUUAAAAUGGUUACAAGAGAUAUGCAGCCACUCUCUAUUGUUGAAAAUGAAGGAUUUCGAGAAUAUACAAAAAAGCUUCAGCCUUUGUAUUCAAUCCCAAACAGAAAACUUCUUUCCAACACAAUGUUGCCUCAAAAUAUAACGAGGCGCGGAAAAAGCUUCAUGCCAUUUUGCAAAAUAUUUCACACCUUUCUAUAACAACAGAUAUGUGGACUACUGACAGCCAGAAGUCUUUUUUGUCUGUAACUAGUCAUUUCAUUUGGGAAAGCAAAAUGAACUCAGCAGUCCUGGCAACUAAAGAAGUGUUCGGCUCACAUACUGCUCAAAAUAUAGCCACAGAAUUAAAAAGCAUUUUUGACGAGUGGUCAAUUUUUAACAAAAUAGUGACGAUAGUGAGUGAUAACGGUACAAAUAUUAAAAAAGCGAUAAGGGAUAUACUGCAAAAACACCACCACCCAUGUGUCGCUCACACUCUAAAUUUAUGCGUUGUGGAUGCUAUAAAGACUGCUCCUCAGAGUUUAGAGCUUAUACCGAAAUACAGAGCUAUAGUAACAUAUUUUCAUCAUAGCUCUCAAGCAGCAGAAAAACUUAAAAAUAUGCAAAAGCAAAUGGGAGUAGCUGAACUUAAGAUGAAGCAAGACGUUGCUACUAGAUGGAACUCUGGCCUUAUAAUGAUGGAACGUAUAUGCUUGAUAAAAGAACCGCUCUCUGCUGUACUAACUUCCUUACCAAGUGCACCGAACUUUCUGAAUGCAUCAGAAUGGGAAAGGUUACGUGAUUCCAUCACUGUAUUGAAGCCGAUAGAGCAUAUGACAACAGAACUUUCAGCACAAAACUACCCAACGAUGUCACUAGUGGUGCCUAUAGUCAGAGGACUGCAAUAUGCAAUAAGAUCCCAGCAAAUGAAAACUACGGAGGGAGAAUGCUUGAAAAGUAGUUUGUUGGAAGUAAUUUCGAGACGACUUGGCCAACUAGAGUCUGACAAGAUGUGUGCCAAAUCGACCUUCUUAGACCCACGGUUUAAAAAGAUUGCCUUUGGAAAUGAAAGUAACUCUAGUAAUGCUCAAAAAUGGUUGGGAGAAGAGGUAUCAGCAUUCAUACAGCGGAACCAAAGGACUGCUACAGCCCCAGUAAUAGAAUUACCCGCGGAUAAAAGUAAAUUAUCUCUUUGGACUCUACUUGACCAAAAAGUAGCGGAAGCAAAAACUAUUUGUCACAACGCCCCUAGUGUUAAUGCACAUAUUUCUUUGGAACAAUAUCUUAGACAAGAUUUCGUUGAGAGACAUCAAAACCCUUUAAACUAUUGGGACAGCAAAAAGGCAACUUUUCCAGAACUCUACAAGCUUUCCAAAAAAUAA
Messenger RNA from Bactrocera neohumeralis, 1818 nucleotides. RefSeq names its product E3 SUMO-protein ligase ZBED1-like. Bases 667 to 1818 code for a protein of 383 amino acids. Gene Ontology annotation, molecular function: protein dimerization activity. NCBI's taxonomy places the organism in Eukaryota, Metazoa, Arthropoda, Insecta, Diptera, Tephritidae. The record is from RefSeq and is a predicted model, not a curated record. The transcript has a single exon.